Myxocyprinus asiaticus (Chinese sucker) is the source of this 3318-nucleotide messenger RNA. RefSeq names its product zinc finger GATA like protein 1 (gene zglp1). Bases 1893 to 3200 code for a protein of 435 amino acids. NCBI's taxonomy places the organism in Eukaryota, Metazoa, Chordata, Actinopteri, Cypriniformes, Catostomidae. The record is from RefSeq and is a predicted model, not a curated record. Gene Ontology annotation, biological process: regulation of transcription by RNA polymerase II; oocyte development; spermatogenesis. The transcript is spliced from 5 exons. Gene Ontology annotation, molecular function: sequence-specific DNA binding; zinc ion binding. Gene Ontology annotation, cellular component: nucleus.
CAAAUGAAAUCUGGAAAUUCUACUUUGAAAUCAAAAUUCUAUUUUAAAAUAGUUUGGUAUUUAUGAGGACAGUCACUCGAGUUUAAUUUGACAUUGAGCUGCAGAUAAAAGUGUUCUUGAGGAAGCGCGUGACUGUGACACCUGUGAGAUCAGAAUCACCUGUACAUCAUGUCACGUGACACUCCGGAUUCCUAAAUGUGGAAGUAAAUGUUUCUAAAACUUCUGAAAGCUGCUCAUUGUUGUGCGGUGAGUUUGUUUGAUCAUCUGUUAAUCAUCAUUAUUGUGACGGUGAUGAAUGACACUGAAUGAGGUGUUUGGUGGUGCGCGCGCAAGGCGCGGGAGAUUCCACUGAUACAUUGUAGCGACUCCUGACAGGAAUCAGCUCAUCAUCGUGAGUGAUGACGUGUAUGAUGUAAAAAUGUGAAUUAUCAGUAGUGUUUGAAAUAUUGUCGUGCGAACCUUUAUGUGAGUUGUUCAUAAGCAAUUUUACCAUCAAAUUAUAAUUUAUCUACAAUUUCUUUCUGUAAGUUUAUCUCCCAAAUCACUGAUAUUCUACAUGACUCUUUAUGUCGUUGUGUUUUUAUUCAUGACAACAUACAUUUAAGAUGAAAGCUUGAAUAUUGACCAUUAUCUUGUAUUGCAGUGGACUCUCUCAAAACACUUCAUUUUAGAUUGGAAGACUGGAAAUGAUUAUAUUCCUUGUUUUCCAUGUAAAAGAUACAUUAAGGUGUUUUCCCCUUUGUGAUUUAAUGAUCAGUGUAUCAGAAGGGUAAAUCAGUUGGACAGAGACCGAUCAUUUCAGGUUGAAUAUUGUUGUAAAUGUAACAUCUGACAGUAUCUGACACUGAACUGGAUCACAACAGCAGUUUUGGUGGGAAAAAUAUUGCAUAUUGAAUGUGACCGCUUGCUAAAGUCACACAAUAGUCACCUGAAAGAAACGUGCUUAAACAUCAAGAUUUCUAUAAUCAGUGGCUUUCUAAAAAUACAAUCAAGGAAAAAAGAAGUCUGGUUGUUUUCAAGGGUUUUCUCCCUCUUCAAAUAAAGAUCAUAUGGAGUUUUUUGUCCUUUCCACUCUUGUUUUUGUUCACUGGGGACUUUAAGGCACUAUUUUCUGUAAAGACUGUCUAUUUUAUGAAAAGCAGGGAAUAGAAACGGUUCAAAGAACGAAAUCCAAAAGCGAACACAAUUUUUGCUGAAUGUAACCGAAAAUGGAAAAGAAGACCCUUACAAUUGUUCCUUAAUGGGAAUUUUAUUUUUAAACGCUGGUAAACUUUUAUUAAUGUUAUUAUUUCCAAUUAUAGUUCAUGGAACCAAAGACCACAUUUUUGGAAUUACACCACCACAGUGUGUGUGUGCAGUAGAGAGUGAUUUAUGAAUCGAUUAAUAAGAAAUAAUUUUGGGGAUAUAUUUAAUAUUAAGAAUACAUCUAUUAAAAAUGUUAUUUUAGGGGCCUGGGUAGCUCAGCGAGUAUUGACGCUGACUGUCACACCUGGAGUCGUGAGUUUGAAUCCAGGGUGCGCUGAGUGACUCCAGUCAGGUCUCCUAAGCAACCAAAUUGGCCCGGUUGCUAGGGAGGGUAGAGUCACAUGGGGUAACCUCCUCGUGGUCGCUAUAAUGUGGUUCUCGCUCUCGGUGGGGCACGUGGCGAGUUGUGCGUGGAUGCUGCAGAGAAUAGCUUGAAGCCUCCACACACGCUACGUCUCCGCGGUAACGUGCUCAAGUCACGUGAUAAGAUGCAUGGAUUAACGGUCUCGGAUGCGGAGGCAACUGAGAUUCAUCCUCCGCCACCCGGAUUGAGAUGAGUCACUACACCACCACGAGGACUUAGAGCGCAUUGGGAAUAGGGCAUUCCAAACUGGGAGAAAAGGGGAGAAAAAAUGAGCAGAUAAAGGAUGAUGAGUUCCAAUACAUGUGUUCCUCACGAGUCUGCAGAAGAACAGCAGCAGCAGCAGGUCACUCAGUCCACGAUCCUCUACCUGCUGCAGGAGGCCACCAAACUCACUCCACCUGCAGAUGAGAACUUAAGUUCUGAACACACAGACGCUCACUGCGGCCCUGAUGAUCUCCACAAAGACUCUUCAUCAGAGUUCUCCGGCUCUUUCUCUGUCAUGCGCGAGUGUGACCACAGCAGCGCAUGGGAGGUGAUGCGUCUGAUAAACCAGCAGUGUGAACGGCUGCUGCAGUCCAGCUGUGAUGAUGAUGGAGAUCAGGUGGAUCUUCACUUAAAUACCGUGAUGUCAUCCACACCGUCCUCAGGAGCUCUGUUUGAACGCAACUGUCCUGUAGCAUCCACCCACUGCGUCCCACCUCAUGUGUGUUUCUCACCUGCUGUGAUCUGCAGCUCUGACAUCACAAAUGACCUCACUGAUAAUGAGGAGAAUGUGAAAGAACCAGAUGAUCUCGCUGAGCUUAUAAUGAGAAACACAGUGGAUGACAUCAGCACGACUGACGACACAUCUAUCCUGCAUGUCGCAUCCACAGAGGACAGUUGCUCUGAUUGGUCACAGCGGGUUGAAUCUGUUGGCCUGCCCUCAGGAAGUACCGCUGACUCGGGGAUCCACCCCCUUGAUUUCACUUCCUGUCUAGUGUCAGACGUUGCGAGUGUGUGGCUUCCUCUGAACGUGCAGCGAGAAACGAGUCCAUCGCCAUCAGCUGACCUCAAUAAUAAUCUCAGAGAGAAUCUGAACAAGGAGCUGCAGGACGUCCAGUCAUCAUCAUGGGGUCCCUGCAGGCGAACACAGAGGAAGCAGCCUCAUCCCGUCAGGAGCCCCGACCCCCAGGAUCCUGAUGUUCAGGGGGUCACAUUCAGCAUGUAUCCGGAACUGGACACGAGCACACACCAGUGCAGCCUGAUCAUCACCUCAAACUACAGUGAGGAGAUCAGACGCUUGAAGAGCAGCAGGAACAGAUCUCUACAGAUCACUCAGAGGAGCAGCAGCUCAGAGGAGGAGAGCGACUCCAGUGGCCUGAUCAGGAGUAAGAUCUGUGCAUCCUGUUGUACGAGGAAGACUCCUCUGUGGAGAGAUGCUGAAGAUGGAACGCCACUCUGUAACGCCUGUGGGAUCAGGUACAAGAAAUAUCGUGUGCGAUGUCGACAGUGCUGGAAUAUUCCGAAGAAAGACGCGAACACAAUCUCAAAGUGUUUGAAAUGUGGUGAUAUCCUGAAGAUGAACACACAGCACAAAUACAGCGGCUGGUAAAUGAUUCAAGUGUUUAUUCAGCUUCAUAUGAACUGAAGGAGAGUUGGUUGAAUGUUUACUACAGUAAUACUGUAUAUCAGUCACAUGAAUCAGUUUCUCAUUUCUCAGUAUUUAUUGU